CAAACCGCACUGCACACAUUCAUUUCUCUCUCUCUACUCUCUCUCUCUUCUUCGUGAAUUUUCGGUUAUCAAUUUUAAGUGAAGAAUCAUGGGCAAAGGUCCAGGUCUCUACUCUGAUAUUGGCAAAAGAGCUCGAGAUCUUCUGAACAAGGAUUACAACAGCGACCAGAAGUUUACGCUCACCACCUACUCUCCCACUGGAGUUACUCUCACUUCGUCGGGUACAAAGAAAGGCGAGCUGUUUCUGGCUGAUGUCAACACUCAAUUCAAGAACAAGAAUGUCACCACUGAUAUUAAAGUGGACACGAGCUCAAAUCUCUUUACCACUAUAACAGUUGACGAGCUUACCCCUGGAUUGAAGACAAUAUUGAGCUUUAAAGCUCCUGAUCAAAGGUCUGGAAAGUUGGAACUUCAAUAUCUGCACGACUAUGCUGGAUUGAGCUCAAGCAUUGGAUUGACUGCCAAUCCCGUUGUAAACUUCGCUGGGGUUUUGGGUAACAACAAGCUUGCUCUGGGAAGUGAUGUGUCUUUCGAUACCAAGGAAGGAGCUUUUCUCAAGUACAACUUUGGUGCUAGCUUCACAAAUGCUGAUCUUAUAGCUGCAGUGACUCUGAACAACAAGUUUGAUUCGGUGAGUGCAUCAUACUACCACACAGUGAGCCCAUUGACCAACACUGCAGUGGGUGGAGAGUUUACCCACAGCUUCUCGAGCAGCGAGAACACCAUCACAGUUGGCACUCAGCAUUCACUGGACCCACUCACCAACGUGAAAGCACGUGUGAACAAUGCUGGCAAGGUUAGCGCUCUGAUCCAGCACGAGUGGCGCCCAAAGUCUCUCAUCACCGUUUCUACUGAAGUCGAUGCCAAAGCUUUUGACAAGAGUGCCAAAUUUGGCUUAGCUUUGGCCCUCAAGCCUUAAACGAUUCUUCCUUUUUUUGGGGUUUGAAUGAGAAUUGAACUUGUCGUGUUGGGUGGUUGUAGAAAGACAAUUAGGCUGUUGGUUGAUUUCCUAAUUCCAUUUGACUAUAUAACGACUUCUCUUUCUCGUUUAACAGUUGAACACUUUUUGAGCCUGAAAUUUUCUUAAAUCGAAUCAGGGCAGCUAUUAUUUGUUUCUUUUUAAAGUUGUCUUCGGUUCUGGUUCGGCAGGUACCAGACUUUGUCAUGUCGUAAAACUAUGUUUGAUAUGACUGAGAAUAAGUGAAUUUCAGGGGAUGUUUUGCCCUUGGAGCUGUGAAAA
This is a messenger RNA of Erythranthe guttata (spotted monkey flower), 1240 nucleotides long. Its product is annotated as mitochondrial outer membrane protein porin of 34 kDa. The record is from RefSeq and is a predicted model, not a curated record. Lineage: Eukaryota; Viridiplantae; Streptophyta; Magnoliopsida; Lamiales; Phrymaceae. Gene Ontology annotation, cellular component: mitochondrial outer membrane. Gene Ontology annotation, biological process: monoatomic anion transmembrane transport. Gene Ontology annotation, molecular function: voltage-gated monoatomic anion channel activity.